Penicillium cataractarum is the source of this 228-nucleotide messenger RNA. RefSeq lists its product as uncharacterized. The record is from RefSeq and is a predicted model, not a curated record. NCBI's taxonomy places the organism in Eukaryota, Fungi, Ascomycota, Eurotiomycetes, Eurotiales, Aspergillaceae. Gene Ontology annotation, biological process: mitochondrial respiratory chain complex IV assembly. The transcript has 4 exons. The coding region runs from base 1 to 228 and encodes 75 amino acids. Gene Ontology annotation, cellular component: mitochondrial intermembrane space.
AUGUCGAAUAACGCAGAACAGCCCAAGAUUGUCCCUGAAGACGAUGAUGAGCCGGAUGAUUGGGACAAGCGCAUCUAUAGCACAGGGUGCCACACCGAGCAAGACAAGAUGAAUGACUGCUAUUAUGCAAAGAAAGACUGGCGCGCAUGCAGCAAAGAAAUGGAGGCCUUUCGCGAAUGUUGGAAGCGCAAGGGCAAUGACGAGCGAACACAAACCAAGGAUGCAUGA